AUGCUCACCAGUCUGAUCAUCACCAACACUGAAUUGAUGGAAAAAAGGAACAAAGUGACCGAAUUCAUUCUCUUGGGACUUACCCGGAAUCCAGAAUUGCAGAAACAUUUAUUUGUUUUGUUUCUAAUCAUUUACCUGGUAACUCUUUUGGGAAACCUGCUUGUGGUUAUAACCAUCAAGGCCAGUCAGAAUCUCAGCUCCUCUAUGUACUACUUCCUCUGGUACUUAUCUUUCAUAGGUGCUUUCUACUCCUCUUUCACUACUCCCAAAAUGAUUGUAGACAGCCUGUCUGCUAGAAAAGUCAUAUCCUAUGAUGGCUGUUUGGUCCAGCUCUUUCUAUCACACUUCUUUGGAAGGACUAGACUGUUCCUUCUCAUUGUGAUGGCCUUUGAUCAUUACAUGGCCAUCUGCAAACCCUUGCACUAUUUGAUCAUCAUGAACUGGCAGGUGUGUGUCCUACUGGUGGGGGUAGCCUGGGUAUUGGGCUUCUUUCAUUCAAUAAUUCAGAUUCCCAUUCUAUUCCGGCUGCCCUUCUGUGAUCCCAAUGUCAUUGAUCCUUUUUUCUGUGACAUGUACCCUUUGUUGGAACUUGCCUGCACAAACACCUACGUCGUGGGCCUGUCGGUGGCUAUCAACGGUGGCCUGAUCUGCACUGUCUGUUUCCUCAUGUUGGUCGUCUCCUACAUGGUCAUCUUGAACUCCCUAAAAAGUUAUAGUUCAGAGGGAAGGUGCAAAGCCCUCUCCACCUGUGGCUCUCAUGUCAAGGUUGUCAUGCUGUUCUUUGUUCCCUGUAUCUUCACCUACAUGAGGCCUGCCUCCACCUUCCCCAUGGACAAAACAGUGGCCAUAUUCUAUGUUUUCAGUACUCCCAUGUUAUACCCCUAG
This is a messenger RNA of Tachyglossus aculeatus (Australian echidna), 885 nucleotides long. Its product is annotated as olfactory receptor 4A15-like. Gene Ontology annotation, biological process: G protein-coupled receptor signaling pathway. Gene Ontology annotation, cellular component: membrane. The record is from RefSeq and is a predicted model, not a curated record. The coding region runs from base 1 to 885 and encodes 294 amino acids. The transcript has 2 exons. Gene Ontology annotation, molecular function: olfactory receptor activity; G protein-coupled receptor activity. NCBI's taxonomy places the organism in Eukaryota, Metazoa, Chordata, Mammalia, Monotremata, Tachyglossidae.